GACUAAUUGGGCGACAUCUGCCGACUUUUAGUCAUCUUUUCGUCGACUAUAUUCGUUUUCUAAAAGAUAUCUUUAUAACUAUUUAGUCACCAUUUAAUCAUCUUUUAGACGACUUUGUGCUCUCUGGGAAUGUUCUAUAUUACAUAUAAAAUAAGCGUAAUUUUACUAAUUUUAGCCUUAUAUUAUAUACUUUUAUGAGUAAUAAAGUAAAGAAGUAAAAGCUUAUAGUUCUUUAUGGAUUAACAUUAUGAAUGAUUGUACAUUACUGGCAUAAUAACCUCAACAUAUUGAAUUAUAUCAUUUUAGAAUUUUUCAUAAAAAAAUAUAUUAUGUUUAUAUAUAUUAAAAAGAUAUAAAAAUUCACCAUGUGACCAUUAUGUCGAUCUAUGUAUAACGUCAUAUUUGCUGUAGUAAUAUGAUAAAAACCAAUCUUGAUAAUAGGCUAAAUACGCUUUCAAAAUUGUAGCUUUCAAAGUUUUUAUGGUACUUAUUAAUUAAAAUUAAAAAGUUUUUAUUUUUUUAGAAAAUCAAAUACGAUUAGAUCAUUUAACCAAGAUGACGGAACUAACUUUGAAAAAAUUGAUACCCAUUGCUGGUGAACGCUUGGAUUUUAUGGAACAUUUGCGACUAUACAAAGAAAAAAAUACAGAACAUAUUGCGACAUUUACGAUACCAGUCAUUGAAGACGCUACAGCAAUCACUGAUGUAUCUUUUGAUGCAAAUACAACUACGCAAGCUGACAUUGCAUCAGAUCAAUCAGAAACUUCCAGUUCAUGUAUACAGGAUGAAUUAAGUGAUCCAUCUACUUCGCAAAUUACAAUCUUGAAUGAACCUGUACAAAAGCGACAACGUAUACAGAAUAAUUCAUAUGAUUUAUUGGCUCUAUUAGAAUCAACUACGUCAGGAAGAAUGAUAUUAGCAUACUUCAAUACACAUGCAUGUCUGAACGAUGACAUGCAUAAACUACUCGCGAAUGAAAUUAUCAACAACAAACUAUCUAACAACGUUCAUGCUCGCAUGCAAAACGAACGGGUGGAAUUUCUUAUUCAAGAAAUAAUAAAAUGUUUUCCAUCUGAAAUAGAAGUAAUUUGGAAGGGAGCAUUUGGUGAUAAUCAUCGAGAGACUUCUAUAGGAAGAGGUAAACUGUUGCGAAGAUACUACAACAUACGUAGAAAAUUGCGAAAAUGUGGUGUUUUAAAACAAGAAUUAAAACAUGCUACAGAAGAUUCUGUUAGUUCAGAAAUGGAAUGGGACGAGGAUUUUGCCUCGGAUAAUAUACAGUAGUUGAAGAAUAACAAAAAACCAUGGAAUAAAGUUCAAGAAUUGUGGAGAAUAACUAAUAAAAGUAGAUUGCGAUCGCUCCAAAAAGAAACUGCUGUACAUGACUAUAUGGACAUGUUUCCUGCUCUAAAGCACGCAAAUGGUUAUCUGCUAUUGGAGCAGGAUUUUGAAGAAAUGUAUCCCAAUUCUAUAAUGAAAUUAUGUACUGAGUGGCCAUUACUUGCGGCUUUAAUAAAAAAGAAAUUAAUAAAUAAAAAAGAAAUAGAAAACAUAAACAACUCUCUUACUCCAGAGGGCAAAAAAGUGAGAACAUUGCUCGCUCUAAACUUAUUAUUCACAGUAGUGACUACUUUGAAGAGAAAGAAGGAGCAAUGGCGACCUUCGCGCCAAGCGAGUCACAUGAAGCAUUUCCACUUGUUGUAAAGAGUACAAUGGACAUUCAGCCAUCAUUAAACUUGAGGAGGGAAAAAUAUGCCAGAUAUGGAUUUAAUUUGGGAGUACAUACAAGCUGUGAUUGUUGAUGCAAAUGUUGAUAACAUUACACACUCCUAUGUCUUUAUUAAUGAAAUUUGUUACAAAGUAGAAACUCCAUUUAAAGCAAUCAAUAUAACAUUUAAAUCGAUGUAUGCAUUAGACAGUAAGUACCCAGCUGAAUGUACCAGGGAAUGGCAAUUUUUGCAAAAAGGAGUAUAUCUCAAGCGACGAAAAUAUUUGUGAUCUUACAGUGUUAGCUUUAAUGGAAGAGUAUUCAAAAUUUAAGGCAAAUAAUUAACUUCAUGAAUAAAGUGAAAUUACAGCAAAUAGACUGUGAAUUAUAAAGUAAUAAUUUUUAUUUUAAUAUUUAAAAUAUAAAAAGUAAGCAAUAUUUUAUUUUUAAAAAUUUUUGAAACUCUUCUUUAUUUCAAAAAGCGCAAAAUUUGUUUUCUUUUCUAAAAUCAUGUUAUAUUGUUUAAUGUAUUUGUAGUCUUCCAAUCCGAGCAACUUGUAAUAAUUUUUAGUUUUAAGGUACCUUAAAUAAUCACGAAGUUACUUUAAGUUAUAUUCACUUUUACUUUUGCAAUAUUGCAAAAGUGUUCUUGUAUUUUUGUAUGUAAUAUUAUAUCAUUACUUUUUUUUGUCACAAUGAUUUGCAUAAAGUGUCAUUGCUGCAGUGAAUCUUUCGGAAGUAUUGAUGCUCUUCAGGUUCAUUUUUCUUGCUUGCUUUCAUAAAGCACCCUACUUGUACAUAUUUUAGAUGUACUAUGGAAGCAUGCGGUCGUUCAUUUAAUAUAUGGAAUUCAUUUAGAAAACACUUGCGAAAGAAGCAUAAUGUGCCUAAUCGUUUCAAUGAUAAUAAUGUUAUAGAUUUUACACAUUGUAACGAUCCGAUUAUAGCUUCCCAUACAAGUAUUGUCCAUGAAACGGAAUUAUUCGAUAAUACAUUAACUCCAGAUUUUCAGACUUUAUUGAAAGUACAUGCUGAUAUUCUUAUACCUAAAAUAAAUACAAAACCGGGUCUUCCACGUAAUCUAAUUAAUUCAAUAAUUGAAGAUAUUUCUACCUUUUUUGGUGGAAGUUUUCUUAAAAUUUUGAGGCAAACAGUAAUAGAUACACUUGUAACCUGUUACGCACAAGUUGAAAAUGUUUGCAAUAUUGAAAAAAUGUUUGAAUCAUUGAGCAAUCCAUUCCAUCAGUUAUCUACGGAAUAUAAGCGUAUGAUAUAUUUUCAAUCUACAGGUACAUAUGUAUCUCCAGAGACUUACUGCAUCGAUUCUUGUAUAAGAAAAAAAAGAACAAAACAGGGUAUAAAAUCACAAAUGACAUAAGUAACUGCACAAUACAUUCCACUCAGACACGUUUUAAAAAAGUUCUUUGAACUACCAGAUGCCUUUGAUAGUACGAUACAAUACAUACAAGAACUUCAAACGGAAUCAAAUAUGAUUUAUAAUUUUGUACAAUGUCAAAGAUGGAAAUAUGUAAUUACUAAAUAUUUUAAGAAGUCGGAUAUUGUGUUUCCACUUCUGAUUUAUUAUGAUGAUUGGGAACCUAAUAAUCUCCUUGGACCGCAUUCAAAAAAGAUAGGUUCAGUGUAUGUAACCAUACCUUGUUUGCCUCCAGAGUGCCAAUCCAAGCUUGAUAAUAUUUUUUUAGCUCUUCUGUUUUAUAGUAAUGAUAGGAAACAAUAUGGAAACAAGAAAACGUUUGCUCCGUUGAUUAAUGAGCUUAUAUUUUUAGAAACUGAAGGAAUAAAUAUAAACAUUAAGGAAGGACAAAAGAAAAUUUAUUUUGCCACGGGCCUAUUAACUGGAGAUAAUCUUGGUAUCCAUUCCAUGUGUGGAUUUGUCGAGAGUUUUUCUGCUAAUUUUGUAUGUCGAUUUUGUAAGGCAUCAAAAUUUUUAACUGAGAUUCAAUAUAUUGAAGAUUCAAGUUUACUCAGAAAUUCUGAAAAUUAUUACAACGACUUAGCUAUAGACAAUGUGAGUCUGACUGGUCAAAGAGGAAUGUGUUUUUAAUAUCGUACCAUCAAUAGAUAUUAUUGAAAUGCCUUUUGUCGAUGCAAUGCAUGACUGUUUAGAAGGAGUGGGACACUACUCAAUGAUUCCUAUUUUGAAACAUUUAUCUCAAUUAGAUCCUUUGUUUUUAGAAAUGCUUAAUGAGAGAAUGUAUAUGUUUGAUUACGGUCCUUAUGACAGCCUAAAUAAGCCACCUUCUAUAACUCCUGAAAUAUUAAACAAGAAUAAAUUAAAAAUGACAGCAAAUGAAAUAAUUUUGUUUAUACGUUUAUUUGGAAUCCUUAUUGGAGAUGUAGUCGAUAAGAAUGAUGAAUUUUGGCAAUUGUAUCUUUUGUUACAUGAUAUGUUUAGCAUAAUUCAGGCGAAAAGACUUCCAUCAGACGUGGGUCAUGUUUUGCAGGAUUUGAUAAAAGAGCAUAAUCAAUUAUAUCUUAAAAUUACUGCAGAAAAGUUAAAACCUAAACAUCAUUUUCUUUUGCAUUAUGCCAGGAUUUUUAAGUAUAUCGGACCGUUUGCUAAUGUAUCUUGUAUGCGUUUCGAAGCUAUGCAUAAAAGACUAAAAGCAUAUUGCACUGCAUCAAUGUCAAGAAAAAAAUCGUCUCUUGCCACCAAAAUUCAGCAAACUUUGUGCUAUAGAUUUAUAAUACAGUCCAGUAUUUUAUCUGAUCCUAUAAUCGGGCCAGGAAAUAUUCAAGAUCUUUCUAAAUUAUCCCAAUAUUUAUUCUUUCACUCUACCCUUCCUGUUUCUCUGAAAAUGACUUCUAAAAAUUUUUGUAUGAAAUGGGUUUAAUGGAAAAAUUUUCGAUACAAACUUGGACUUGCUCUCAUUGUAGGAGUAGAUAUUUCUGGAGAUUUGCGUUUUGGAAUUAUAAAAGUUAUUUUACUCCAUGAAAAUCAACCUUUGUUCAUAUGCUCACCUUUAAUUAAUAUAGGAUUAAAUUCUCAUGUCAGAGGUUAUGAGAUAGGAGAUGACGAAGAAAAUAACAAAUGGUUUUGUAUCAAAGUUACUGAACUUAUUGAUUAUCAACCACUUUACUAUAUCAAAUGGCAAAUGGAGAGCAGUAUAUUGCUUUGAAGUAUUUUUUAUAAAAAUGUUAAAUUAAAAAUGAAAAAUCUCUUUUUUCUUCGUCACAUUCUACUUUAUAAUAAUUAUAUUUUUUCUUUAUGUCAAAAGUAUAAUAUUCUUUUAUUUUUACGAGCAUCCUGUAAUAUAUGAUCGACUUUGUUUAUGAUGUACCUUCUUUUAUAUGUAUCAGAAUAUAUUAUGUACGUUGAUAAUG
This is a messenger RNA of Wasmannia auropunctata (little fire ant), 5053 nucleotides long. RefSeq lists its product as uncharacterized. The transcript has 10 exons. The coding region runs from base 556 to 1284 and encodes 242 amino acids. The record is from RefSeq and is a predicted model, not a curated record. Lineage: Eukaryota; Metazoa; Arthropoda; Insecta; Hymenoptera; Formicidae.